Suillus plorans is the source of this 1926-nucleotide messenger RNA. RefSeq lists its product as uncharacterized. The transcript has 3 exons. The record is from RefSeq and is a predicted model, not a curated record. The coding region runs from base 166 to 1749 and encodes 527 amino acids. Lineage: Eukaryota; Fungi; Basidiomycota; Agaricomycetes; Boletales; Suillaceae.
CUUGUGAGCCGCGAACCAUCUUCAAUCCGGUUUGCCUAUUCGUACACAAAGUAAAUCACCCUAACCAGCCUAUAAAGGUCGCAAAUAUCUAACCCGCUCCUGACUAGCACUGCCCACCCCGAACAGUCACCUGAUAGCCCUAAUUGUGGCUGAUGCACUCUCGACAUGCACCAGUGUCUUUGCAUAAGUGAGAUCCUGGAAACGAUUUUUUAUUUUGUGUUCAUCGAUGGACGACGACGACGUUUCUUCCACCCAUACCCAUUACCUGAUUUCAUACCGUCACCGGAAACUCAAGAUCGACGUUCCAUCUUCCGACUUGCACUCACUUGUCGUGCAUUUCGCGAUUUAGCACUCAACCUUCUUUAUUCUCAUCUGAGAAACUUCUGGCCUCUUAUUCUCUCAUCCAGACCUUCCCAGCUUCAUCCGAAUAUACCUGAUACAUACCGUCCAUUGAUCCUCGCUUCCCGCAUACAGAUUCUCUCCCAACCAUGUCAAGAUGACACUGCAUACCCAUCCUUCCUUGCAUGUGCUCAAAAGCAAUCACCGCUCUUUCCAAAGCUACGAUCUCUCGCAUGGCGUGAUUCUUCUCUCACCUGUAUCCCAGUCCUCAAACACCUCUUGCCCACAGUUGAGAUCCUCUCCCUCGACAUCUCAUCUUCGUUUCGCAAAGCCAUCAUCCCUGUACUCCCUACCUUCGCCCCUCGCCUCAAAGCUCUUGAGAUCAAGGGCAGCCUCUUCAUGACCGACAAAAAUCCCUCCGAAAUUGAAUCCCUCCUCAUCAGCUAUCCCGAUGGUCUUGCAGAACUUUCAUUGACAUGCCAGUUGCAUUAUGUCCCGAGCACCAUCCUCAAUGUCAUUGCACUCUGGCCAUCUCUCCGAUCCCUCACUUUAAAGCUAGGUAUCGACAGCAUUCCUACCCUACCUCUCCACAUCCCCCAGCCUUUUUCCGCACUCACUCACCUGCACAUCUUAUGCGAUGACAAUCUGGACCUUUUCAUGUAUUUCUUACGCACCUUCCAAAUCCUCAACUUCGGUUCCUCCAAUAAUCCUUCCAUCACAUUCUCCAACCUCAAAACAAUCCAGUUCAACGCAGAAGGUCACAGUUCCGCCAACACCUGGUCCCAAUUCCUCACCUCUCUCGCCAAUACAAACACGAAACUAGAGCACAUAUUUAUAACCGAGCGAUGCGGCUUUCAAUCCAUCCCACCCUCCUCUUUCGAAUUUCGCCCCCUACUCGCCCACCCGAGUCUUGCACGCCUCAGUACCCUCAUACUUUCUCCCAGCCGCACAACCUCCAUCGUACUCACCGACGUCGACAUCCUCACGCUCGCUCGUAUAUGUCCUCAUCUCCACAUUCUUGACUUGGGGCUACGUAAUACCCUCGUGUCCUUGUAUGCUUUGAAUAUUCUCGUCAGGCGUUGUCGCGAGUUGCGCGAGGUCUCGCUCUGCAUGGACGUGCGGGUCGAUGCGGUCAGAAAUAGAGAUAAUGAAAAUGUCGGCAACGACAAAGUAGGUCUGCAACCUAACAGUCGCUUGAUCAAACUGGGAGUCGGGGAGUCGCCUCGGCCCAUCGCGUGCCCCACAGUGCGCCCUAUGCCCUCAUCGCCAGAGCUGACGGAGUCAAUCUCACGGUUCUUGCAUGCGAUGGCACCCCGGCUCAAAGGUGUCACGUUCCAUGGAAUACAUGGGGGUCUAUGGCGGGUGGUGUCAGACAAUUUGUGGACGAUGGCGACAGACGAAGAUGAUUAAUGGUGUCUUUCUGGGAUAUGCGGCAAAAUCAGUUACAAGAUUCGACUAACGUUUUUGGAGUAUAGGUGUAUUUCAGUGUGCAAGUAGACGAUGAGAGAAUAGCGAUUUGCAAAACUGUAACAGGUAGAGUGUUAUAAAUGACCAAAAGAGUGAUGCCUUGUAUGGGCGGUAUGCGAG